CCACCAUCUUCAGUCUACGCGGAGUGGAGGACUGCUGUGCUACUGCUGCUGCGUGCUAUCAUCACUCCGUCAAUGCUUCGUCCCGCCGUCGAUGAGAUACGCGGCUGAAAGAUCGCCCGCCGGCGUCCAGAAGCCCAACACAGGGAGGUUCAAUGUGUUGGUGCAUGUCGGCGGGGCCAUCUAUGUCGUGUACAAGCACAUAUACAUGGGCGGCGGUGACAGGGCCUUGCUUCCAUCAUCCAUCACCAUUCUCGCCGUCGGUGUUGCCAAGUAUGUGGAGAGGGUACUGGCGCUUUGGCAAGGCAACCUGGGCAACAUCCGGAGCUCAAGCAAGAAGAAGAAGAAGAAGAAGAGGCAACGAAGGAGAUACACCGAUGGCUCGGGCUCCGCAAGCGGAACGGUGCUGGACAAUGAGCAAGCCCUGAUGGUUGCCCACGACAUGUUCCCGUUCUGCCAGCGUGCAAUGACCGAUUCUUCUGUCAACAUGGAUUCAUCUGACCUUGAAGCAACCAAAGUCAUGUUCUCUUUUGGGUGGGAGAGUAUGUGCAAGGUGGUGGAGAUGGAGCUUUCUCUCAUGUACGACAUCCUCUACACCAAGGCAGCCAUGGUCCACACCUGGGUCGGCUACUCGAUCCGGCUUGGUUCACCGGUCGCCACCUUCACGGCGCUGGUUCUGUUUCUGCUGUACAGCAAAGACGGCCAGAGGAGAGCACUGAUGCAUGGCAGGAGCGCGGCUGCGGCACAUGCCAAGGCCAUCAAGGCGCUGUCCGAGUACCUGAUGUUCCUCGUCGCCGUGCGCCGGCACAUGCUACCGGGCCUUGUUCUUCGCAGCCUGUAUGAAGUGACCUUCGAUGCUUUGCAGGACAUUGGGCGCAAACAGGCCGUCAGCAGCCGUUCGACGACGACCGGCAGGGAGAGGGAGGGGAAGCUUGCAAGGACUCUGCGUGACAAGAUGGAUGCAGAUGGCGAGUGGGGUUUGGAUCAUGAUAAAACCCGUCUCGUCUCCGACGGAGCAAAUAUUGCCAUGGCGCUGCUAGAGGCCGAUGAGUCGGAGAUGCCGGAGGUGCUGGAGCUCGUCUUCAACGUGUGGGUGGACAAGCUGUUGUACGCGGGCACCCGAUGCAGCCGGGAAUCCCAUGCCAGGCAGCUCAGCCGAGGGGGUGAGCUCACGACCGUCGUCUGGAUUUUGGCACAACAUGUUGGCCCGUUUCAGAUCGGCCAAUGCGUUCCAGAUGAUAAGAAACGAGAUCUUCCUCCACCGUGCCCGCUUCCGGUACCCAAGGCCAUGGAGGAACCUUAUCCGCCACCGUUCAUGAUGUAUCUUCCGCCGUCGACCGCACCGUGGCUACCGUCGCCGCAAUACGUCGAACCACCCAAAAAGGAGGAACCUUGUCCGCCGCCGUUCAUGUAUCCUCCACCGUCGACUGCACCGUGGCCACCACUGCCGGAGAGUCCGCUGCCGCCACCACCGCCACCCAUGGAGAGGCGUAGACGGUAUGCUACGCUGUAUCCAGUGGACUGAGUGAUAUCGAUCAGUUUGUUUAGUGAUCAUAUUUUUUUUUCCUUUUCGUUGAGGGGAUCUCAACA
Messenger RNA from Aegilops tauschii subsp. strangulata, 1587 nucleotides. RefSeq lists its product as uncharacterized. The record is from RefSeq and is a predicted model, not a curated record. NCBI's taxonomy places the organism in Eukaryota, Viridiplantae, Streptophyta, Magnoliopsida, Poales, Poaceae.